Molecule: messenger RNA, 1044 nt
Organism: Melampsora larici-populina 98AG31
Lineage: Eukaryota; Fungi; Basidiomycota; Pucciniomycetes; Pucciniales; Melampsoraceae
Exons: 4
Coding region: 1-1044 (347 amino acids)
Cellular component (GO): nucleus; 90S preribosome
Source: RefSeq, a predicted model, not a curated record
AUGACCAAUCAAUUUAUCAAUGCAGACGCUCUCGACGAUCAGGAUCAAUUUCUGCUGAAUGACAGCACGAAGCGCUCUCUCCUGAGUGAAUCAGACAAUAGUGAACAUGAAGGACAACCUAUUACUAAAUCGCGAAGGAAGAAGAAACAAAAACAGCGACCUAAGGAAACGAAUAAAAUAGUCGAGGAUGAGAUCCCAAUUGAAAUUCCAACAAGCGAUGUCGUGGGAGCCAUAAACAAUGUAUCUCAGAAGAAGCAGACCUCAACUUUCAAUAACAAAAAGAACCGAACUUCUGUACGACCAUCUGAUGAAACCAAUCGCUCAAAACCCACAAAACAAAAAUCAAAAGCAGAGCCUAAACCUUUCGUUCCGUUAGAGCUUGGACCUCUGACACCUGCUCCCGGAGAAGAAACCUCCAUUGGACUUCAACCACCAGACCUUCAACUAAGCUAUCUGACAGAUCGUCAGAAAAGAGCUCUGCCGAAGUUAUCUGAUUUGGAACUUCAAACGCUCGCAUUCCGUGAAUCAUGGCUAUUGAAUGUUUCGGACAAGCCUCAUAGAGGUCAACUUGGAUCAUGGCUAAAUACCGGAUCCAUUCCCGAUUUUUUAGAGACUGCCAAGAUUGAGACAACGGUACCUGGGUCCCCAAUCCUUUUGGUGAUCGCAAGCGCUGCUUUGAGAGUGGUCGAUCUGUGCAAACAGGUUAAGCCACUCCUACCUUCACCCAAAACAACCGGAGGUGUCGCCAAGCUUUUUGCUCGUCAUUUCAAACUUUCUGAACAUAUCACUUAUCUGAACACAACACCUGUGGUGAUUGGCGCAGGAACACCCGAUCGCAUAUCUAAGCUUAUUGAAGCCAAGGCUUUGAAACUUGAGCGCUUACGUUGGAUCAUGUUGGAUACAACUUGGCUGGAUACCAAAUCUUAUUCUUUGGCUGAUUUACCUGAAAAGGCUGUCAGGGAGGCAGUUUGGCAGGGUAUCCUUGGAAAUCCUGAAAUCCUAACCAUGCUCAAAGCUGGGAAAACAAAAUUAGUCUUAUUCUGA